This is a messenger RNA of Oryza sativa Japonica Group (Japanese rice), 1141 nucleotides long. Its product is annotated as probable plastid-lipid-associated protein 4, chloroplastic. NCBI's taxonomy places the organism in Eukaryota, Viridiplantae, Streptophyta, Magnoliopsida, Poales, Poaceae. The record is from RefSeq and is a predicted model, not a curated record.
CCCACGUUUGCCGCUCUCCUGCAAUCGCGCACACGAAUAAGGAAAAUAAUACUAAUAGAAUAGUAGUAGAAUAUACUCUCACGCUUUGCAUUGCUACGCUUCCGCUCCCGUGCCGUGCCAUGGCGCCGCUCGUGUCGCUCUCGCUCCCCCUCCCGUGCGCGGUGCCCGCCUCGUCGCUCCCUCCGCGCGCGGAGCCAGACGCCUCGUCGUCCUUCCACCCGCCCGCGUCGUCUUCGUCGUCGCCGCGCGGCGGCCGGCUUGCGCUGGCCGCGGCGCAACCGGGCUCCGGGCGCCGUUGGGUAGGGAGGUGGAGGGCGGGCGUGUCGUCCUUCUCCUUCCUGGCGCCGUUCUUCGCGGGGAACAAGGAGAAGGAGAACCGCGAGAAGGCGGAGAGGCUCAAGGAAGAGCUCCUCGCCACCAUCAGGCCGCUCGACCGCGGCGUCGACGCCACGGCGGAGGACAAGGAGCGCGUCGAGAAGAUUGUUCAGCAACUGGAGGAGGUGAACCAAGUGAAGGAGCCACUCAAGUCUGAUCUCCUCAACGGCAAAUGGGAGCUUCUCUACACCACCUCAGAAUCCAUACUGCAACCACAGAGGCCAAAGUUUCUGAGGCCGUUUGGGACGAUUUACCAAGCAAUCAAUACUGACACUUUAAGAGCCCAAAAUAUGGAGACGUGGCCCUAUUUUAAUCAGGUUACUGCCAACUUGGUACCUCUCAAUUCUAGAAGAGUGGCAGUUCGGUUUGAUUACUUCAAAAUAUUUAAUUUGAUUUCAAUCAAAGCACCUGGCAGUGGUAAAGGUGAACUAGAAAUUACAUAUCUUGAUGAAGAGCUCAGGGCCUCAAGAGGCGAUAAGGGGAAUUUGUUCAUACUGAAAAUGGUUGACCCAACAUACAGAGUUCCAUUGUAAUAAUUUCUAAAUGCUGAUGUGCACUACAGCUACUAUGGCAAUUAGGUCCCAGCUGUCCCAAGUAUUCUUUUUCAGUCCUGAUGUAUUCUAAGACAUGUAAAUAUGAAUAUUUGAGCAUAGUUCUUAUAGGAUACAAUACAUCAAAAACUGAAUCAACUCGAUAUGUAUAGAGCAAUGGGAUGGUCAGUUCAUUCAUCCAAAUUCUAUAAUGAAUAUCUGCAUAACUAGGCAUA